Geodia barretti is the source of this 1747-nucleotide messenger RNA. NCBI's taxonomy places the organism in Eukaryota, Metazoa, Porifera, Demospongiae, Tetractinellida, Geodiidae. The record is from the annotation of a GenBank genome assembly.
CGCAUGCGCACUGAUUUUGGUGCGUAAAUCGUGCCACGUGUCAUUGUUUUGUUCGUCUCGUAUCACAAUGGGUGGUCUGAAGAGGCUGCGGAGCCACCUUGGAAGAGUCACGGUUGCAGUGUUACUGCUGCAGGCCGUCGGCCUGGUCGCUGGACACGGCUCUCACACCGAGUGGAGUUUCCUGGAACAGUUCUCAGGCCCCAUAGAGACGACUGCAGAGCUCUGGGUCUACUCUAUCGCCUCCACCCUUCUAAUUAGUGCAGCCCCUUUCGUCAUCCUGUUUUUCAUACCCAUCGAGAAUGCCUCUGAGCACAGCACCUUGUUGAAAGUGCUGCUCAGUUUCGCAUCCGGUGGUUUGUUAGGCGACGCCUUUCUUCACCUAAUUCCGCAUGCCAUAUCGCCACACGGUCACAAACACGACCACCACCACGACGAACACGACCAUCAUCAUGACGAACAUGACCACCAUCACCAUGACAAACAUGACCACCAUCACGACGAACACGACCACAUGGCUGAUAUGAUGGUAGGUGGUUGGGUGCUACUCGGGAUCGUUGCGUUCCUGAUAGUGGAGAAAUUUGUCCGACUUGCCCGGGGAGGGGAGGGGCAUAGUCACGGAGGACACGCCCACUCCCACGGCAACAGGAUUGAGCCAAAGGUCACAGAGAGCAAGAACGAAAGAGAUGACAGCUCCACCGUUCGCAAGAGAAAAGGAGGGAAAGAUGAACGUAAGAUGGCUGACGUGGCAGAGACAGGCUCGAGCAGCGGUGGUGGCGACAUCAAGGUGGCCGGGUACCUCAAUCUGGCCGCCGAUUUCUCCCACAAUUUCACCGAUGGUCUUGCCAUCGGAGCCUCGUAUCUGGCCGGGCGCAAUGUCGGUGUCAUCACGACCAUCACAAUCCUCCUGCACGAGGUCCCGCACGAGAUCGGAGACUUUGCCAUCCUCGUCCAAUCGGGCUACCCCAAGAAAAAGGCAAUGGCGCUGCAACUGGUCACGGCGGUCGGAGCCCUCUGUGGGACGCUGUGCGGACUCCUGGCGGAGGGGGUCGGCUCUUCCGCCAUUGCUUGGAUCCUUCCCUUCACGGCGGGAGGGUUCAUCUACAUCGCCACUGUGUCUGUCAUCCCUGAUCUCCUGAAGGACACGUCACUGUUCAAGUCUUUUCUGGAGAUCCUUGCCAUGCUUGUCGGGAUUGGGAUGAUGUUGUCAUUGCCGUGUUUGAGUAACACUGACACAACUCCAUUCAUCAUUCAUUUUGUAUAUAUAUACAAUACCAUAAUAAUAUGUAGCUGCCACAUUAUGCAAUGUGUUGCAAUAAAUAAAUAGACCAUUAUUCACAAGGAGCAUAUAAUACACAUGAUCAGCACAAAUGACAAAAAGAUUGUUUGUGGUGUUAAAAUGGAUUUCCCCUAUAAUUAUUAAAUAGCGUGCAUAUGUAUACACACACGUACAGUUGUAGUAGUAGCUAUUAAUCAGAGUGAAGGAGUGGUCAGAGGAAAGGGUCAUGGUCUGAUUCACUGCUACUGGACGUCCAAUCAACCCCUCGACUGAGGCCGACCCUGUCGUCUUCCUCCUCACGAGCGUCCCUCUCUUCAAUAAACUCCCACAAUCUGUGAAAAACAGUUAGAGACAUUACGAAAAAGCACAAGAGAACAUUUGACAUAAUUCACAGAAGUUGGGUGUAUGACUGCAGAGUCUGCUAGUGUGUGUGGUGAUGUUGUCUUACGUAUGGUCUCCCACAAAUUUCCC